Molecule: messenger RNA, 1155 nt
Organism: Rhinolophus ferrumequinum (greater horseshoe bat)
Lineage: Eukaryota; Metazoa; Chordata; Mammalia; Chiroptera; Rhinolophidae
Gene: TEX44
Product: testis expressed 44
Source: RefSeq, a predicted model, not a curated record
AUGACCACCGUGCCCUCAGGAAAUGCCAGCGUCUCCAGCAUCCCCACACAUGAUGACAACAGGUCUUCAGACAGCCCAACAGGAGGAUCCCAAAAUCAGGUCCCCCUCCUUGCAGUGCCUGAUGGUGCUGCAGUGUCAGCUGAACGGCAGGAUGUAAAUCAGGCCUCCAUCAAGCCAGCCACUUCCGAGGCCAUAUCAGUGUCUGGGGACAAGGACAAGCAUGAAGAUGAUGCAGAGCACAGCCAGGAGCCCAAGGAGACCAAAGCCCAUCUUGCCCACCCAGCCCCAGAUGCCCUGCAAACAUCCAAGAGCCUCCAGAACCCAGUGUGGGACAGGCCAGUGCAAGAUUCAAGGAUGACUCAGAGUCUUCAGACUUUCCAACAUGACUCACUGGUUAAGGAGGAGAUACCACAAGCGGUAGGUGCCCUGGACAGGGAGCAAACAUUAGUUCCAUUGACCCCAAGUGCUGAGGUACAGUCUCCCCAAAAUGUGCCCACUGUGAGCACUGCAGAUGCCAACAGCCAGCUUGACACUCCGGCCACAGGCAUCACUGAAGCUGUUGAAAAGAAACCUGAAAGUCCGGAGGCCUUGCAUCCUGACAGUGAAGCUUUGCCAUCAGCUGAGUCCCAGGUAGUGACUGAGGGGGAUUUGGUGGACCACUCAGGAGACCUGCAGGCUCAGCCAGUCCCUCCCUCCCAGGGAGCAGUGCUCCCCACUCACCUAGAGCCCCAGGUGGCCCCGAGGAGGACACCGCUGGACCAGAGCCUGUACAUGGCCAGAGAGGAGAACAACUACAUGCACUCUGUGACCAGCUUACUAAACUGGGGCGAGGGGUCCAUCAGCUCCCUGGCAGACAUCCUGAUGUGGUCUGAGGCCACCAUGGGCGUGGCCUCGGGUUUGCUGGCCUUUGGCCAUAGCUCCGUGUCAGAACUGCUACACAGCCGGGGCCCCAGGCUGCACUCUGUCUCCAGUAUUCUGGGGAAUGUCAGGUUGGCCUUCUCCUCCGGACUGGCUGCAGGCACUGACUUGGCCCUGCGCUCCGUCACCCACAUGCUAGAGAGGAUGGAGCAGAGGACUGUAGAGGGCAUCCACUCAGCCAUGCGCUACCUCACCAGCCACCUCACCUCACACCAUACUGGCUGUGACUGUGACUAG